Messenger RNA from Cercospora beticola, 947 nucleotides. NCBI's taxonomy places the organism in Eukaryota, Fungi, Ascomycota, Dothideomycetes, Mycosphaerellales, Mycosphaerellaceae. The record is from RefSeq and is a predicted model, not a curated record.
GCCCGGCGGGCUGCAUGCUGGCACGCCUUCUUCUGAACAACGACAGCCAUGUCACCGUAACGAUUUUCGAAAGUGAGAGCAGCAUUGACUUCAGAUCUCAAGGAGGCACUCUGGACCUGCACGAGAAAACUGGUCAAGCUGCACUCAAGAAAGCUGGACUGUUCGACGCAUUCUUGAAGUACGCUAGAUAUGAUGGCGAAGCAUUCAAGAUCGCGGAUAAGAAUCUCCUCUGCUAUAUCACGCAGCAAGGAUCAAAGGGCAGCUCAACUACUGGGAGACCUGAGAUUGACCGGCCAAGGCUAAGAGAGUUGAUAUUCAGGAGCCUGCCUGAAGGCACAAUCCGGUGGAGCAAGAAGCUUGUCAAGAUCAGCGAUGGUCACGUGCUUUCUUUCGCAAACGACAGCACGGCCAGUGGCUUCGAUCUCAUUGUUGGAGCAGAUGGCGCAUGGUCGAAAGUUAGACCCCUACUCAGCGAUGCCAGACCCUACUACAGCGGCAUAGCUGGUCAUUCGCUUCUCAUCUCGAACGCCGAACAACAAGUGCCCGAUCUACACAAACUGGUCAAUCGCGGUAACCUCUUUGCCUUCUCGGACGGCAAAAGUAUCAUGGCGCAGCAAAUUGGAGACGGCAGCAUCAAUGUUGCAACCUGGGCAACACCGUUUGCAGGGGAAGGCGUUGAUCUCGCAUUCCAAGACGCCAUGAAGCUCGCCGCAGCAAUCAAGGCGUCUCAUUCGAGUCAGGAGCUUGAUCGUAAAGUCGAGGCAUUCGAGAGAGAUAUGUUCCAACGAGCGACGGAGACACAGCAAUUGACUUACGACAUGAUGACCGCGAUGUUCUUCACGCCUGGUGCGCCACGAGAAGGCAUUGAGCGAUACAUCCUUCGUGCGGUCAGAGGAGAGCUAGGGCCUUGGAUCACUACUUUGCUGACCCCAGUGGUAUACGUGUGA